This is a messenger RNA of Besnoitia besnoiti, 1047 nucleotides long. RefSeq names its product protein phosphatase 2C domain-containing protein. Gene Ontology annotation, molecular function: protein serine/threonine phosphatase activity; cation binding. The record is from RefSeq and is a predicted model, not a curated record. Lineage: Eukaryota; Apicomplexa; Conoidasida; Eucoccidiorida; Sarcocystidae. Gene Ontology annotation, biological process: protein dephosphorylation. The transcript is spliced from 10 exons. The coding region runs from base 1 to 1047 and encodes 348 amino acids.
AUGCUCGUCGGCAAGAGGACGGCAGUCGGCAGUGCGCCGCUGGGAGCGCGCGAGCCGCAGCUGAAACGCAGACAAACAGAGGCAGGCAACUGCGUUGUGGACUACGGGGAUUACCGCUUGUGGGCUUCCUGCUACGGCGACAAAGGGUUGCGCAAGCAGAUGGAAGACGAGCACCUCCUCAUACCGUCUCUCCUUCCUUACCAGCCUGCGCUCUCCCCGUCCAACGACUUCGCACUCUUCGCGGUCUUCGACGGCCACGGCGGCAGACAGAGUGCAGCGUUCGUCAAGGAGGCGCUUCCUGCGGAGCUCGCGGCACAGCUUCUCAUCUUGCAAGAGGAGAAGAAGGGAAAAACCGUGUCUGAAGGUGCCCACGACGUCGCCCUCGAUGGCGACUACUCCGACGGCGAGGGGGCGGUGGAGGGAGAGCUCAGCGACAGAGACAUGAAGCGAAUCAUUUAUGGAGCGUGCCGGAAAGUCGAUGCGCGCAUCGCGACAGAGAUUCCUGCAUGCAGAGAUGGGUGCACCGCUGUCGUCGCCUUGUUCCACGGAAGGCAUGUCUACAUUGCCGGCCUCGGUGACAGCGUCGCUUAUCUUGCGCGUCGAAGAGACCGAACUCUCCACAGCAUUCCUUUGACGGAGGUGCAUCGGCAUUGGGUCAUCGAGGAGAAGGAGCGCAUCGCGCGCAUGGGCGGCACGAUCGAGAACGGCCGCGUGAACGGCUCUCUGGAAGUCACACGGUCCUUUGGAGACAUCUCGCUGAAACGUUACGGCGUUUCGUGCAUUCCUACGGUCAAGAAGUUCACCUUGGAGCCUGCGCUGGACGAGUUCGUCUUGAUGGGAUGCGACGGUUUUUGGAACUGUUGGACCGCGAGCGAGGCGGUGGCGCUCGCUGCCGAGCUCUGGGAAAAGGAAAUCCGAUCUAGCAAGGUCCACUCGCGCCCUGGCGAGCCGCAGAACGUCUGCAAGCAGCUCGUGGAGCAUGUUCUUAUUGACAAGAAAUCUCAGGAUAACAUCACAGUCUUGCUGAUCAGAGUGGCGCGUGACUAG